This is a messenger RNA of Hemibagrus wyckioides, 3471 nucleotides long. It is a transcript of the gene prmt8a, whose product is annotated as protein arginine N-methyltransferase 8-B. Bases 736 to 1968 code for a protein of 410 amino acids. The transcript is spliced from 11 exons. Gene Ontology annotation, cellular component: plasma membrane. The record is from RefSeq and is a predicted model, not a curated record. NCBI's taxonomy places the organism in Eukaryota, Metazoa, Chordata, Actinopteri, Siluriformes, Bagridae. Gene Ontology annotation, molecular function: protein-arginine N-methyltransferase activity. Gene Ontology annotation, biological process: peptidyl-arginine methylation.
GCGCGCGUGCGCUCCGCACUCAGCUGUUCAGAUGGCGAGAUGAAAGCGGCUCUCAUUGGCUCCGUGAGCUCUUCAUCUAGAGGAAUCCAACUAAUUUGUCCUUCAGGAUUAGACCAGAAGGUAGAUCACACGCCAACAUCCAGGGCUAAAAUGAGAUUUUCUGCUUGUAAGCCCGUGUAACUCCGCGGUCUGGACAUUUUCUUUCAUUAUUAUUUCCGUGAGCGAAACUUUCCGUGGUUCCAGACGGGAAGAGAAAUAUGCGACUCGUAAACGAAGUGCAAUUAUUUUUUUUUACAAAACCUGAGCUCGUGAGAUCAGGACAGACAUCUGUUUAGAAGAGGAGACAUGAAGGGCAUUGCGUAUCUCCUGCUGAAACUUGUGCUCUCAUCUAGAUCUGCUCGCUUUACUCACGAAAAAUGAAGCUUUCUGCACAAUUCCACAGGAGGUCUUGGUUAAUAAGCUGUAGAAGUGAAUAUCACCUUAAACCUCGUGCAGUUUCCUUUGCACUAACAAACCGGUGUAUAGGAGGAGCCACAUGACAUGGCUUAGUGGUGAUUUCUAUCAUUUUAAUGCUGCUGCUUUCUCAAAUGUUAACAAGCAACACGUAUACAAGUCGUAAAGCAUCCAAGUGGAUAUCUACUAACUUUUACACUAUGGAUUCAAGAAAGCUUCCAGUUUUCAGGAUAUCAGAGCAUCUUUCAGUUCAGUCUAGUUGAGCACAUCCCGGUGGCUCUUAUGGGAAUGAAACACUCCUCCCGCUGUUUGCUCCUACGGAGGAAAAUGGCGGAACCGGACAGCCCUGAGCAGCAGCCCCUCAGCUCAGCACCAUCUCACUCAGUGCAACCUUCUCCUUUGCCUAAACCAGUGCCCUCGGUCAAACAUGCUGCACGGCCCACACACCCCUCACACAACCCACACACUCCCCACGCAGCGUCCCUGCCCAACUGCCCAGGCAGAGGCAAGAUGGCCAAGUUCCUCAAUCCAGAAGAGAUGACCUCCAGAGAUUACUACUUUGACUCCUAUGCUCACUUCGGCAUCCAUGAGGAAAUGCUGAAGGACGAGGUCAGGACACUGACCUACAGGAACUCUAUGUACCACAACAAACAUGUCUUCAAGGACAAAAUUGUGCUCGAUGUAGGGAGUGGUACUGGCAUCCUGUCCAUGUUUGCUGCCAAGGCCGGUGCCAAGCAUGUGUAUGGGAUCGAAUGUUCCAGCAUAUCAGAGUACUCUGAGAAAAUCAUCAAAGCCAAUCAUCUGGACAGUGUUAUCACCAUCUUUAAAGGAAAGGUAGAGGAGACGGAGCUGCCGGUGGACCAGGUGGACAUCAUUAUUUCAGAGUGGAUGGGCUACUGCCUUUUCUAUGAGUCCAUGCUCAAUACUGUCAUCUAUGCCAGAGACAAGUGGCUGAAACCUGGUGGCCUGAUGUUUCCAGACCGAGCUGCUCUCUAUGUUGUGGCCAUCGAGGACAGGCAGUACAAGGACUUCAAGAUUCAUUGGUGGGAGAAUGUUUAUGGCUUUGACAUGACCUGCAUCAGAAAUGUAGCAAUGAAAGAGCCACUGGUUGAUAUAGUGGACCCAAAGCAAGUGGUGACCAAUGCAUGCCUCAUUAAAGAGGUGGAUAUUUACACAGUGCAACCAGAGGACUUGUCCUUCACCUCAGCCAUCUGCCUGCAGAUCCAGAGAAACGACUAUGUCCAUGCACUUGUCACCUACUUCAACAUCGAGUUCACAAAGUGUCACAAGAAAACAGGCUUCUCCACAGCACCAGAUUCUCCCUACACACAUUGGAAACAGACAGUUUUUUACCUCGAGGAGUAUUUGACUGUGAAGAAGGGAGAAGAGAUUGUAGGCACCAUCACCAUGAAGCCCAAUGAAAAUAAUGCACGUGAUUUGGACUUCACGUUUGAGCUGGAUUUUAAGGGUCAGCUAUGUGAAACUGACAUCGCUCAUGACUAUAAAAUGCGUUAGGCGUCCAGCAGGGGGCGAGAAAGUGCCCGUGUACCACCAUGGCGACCAAGGAAGUGGCACUUCCCUACCCACAGUGCCAGAGACCAGGCACAGAGGCUGAGUGCAUAAUGACCUAGGCCACGACUCUGCUCAUCUUUGAGAGAUGUGCUAAUAUUUCUGGAGCUGAGUGCCUCUCUGAGCAAUAGCAGCCUUGCCAUGGCCAAUAACAGCGUGCACUAGUCCAACAUUUCUAUGACUGUUCACAAGGCAACUUUGAAUGUACUGCUAAUUAAGCUCAAGAAUGUUACUAUCCUCAUGAAUGUGAAGAGUCAGUUCAGAAUCAGAGGAAUAUUACGUUUUGGUUCUAGUGACAAAAGAAGUUUAUUUUUUAGCUUUUAGUUUGUGGUGUGAAGUCAAGACAGUAUGUUAGGCCAUGUUACUAUAAGCACUAAUCUACUGCACUACAAUAAAGUAUUUUACAAGAAUUAGAUGUGCAAUCCAGGCACACACAUUUAAGGGUUUAUUUUUGAUAGUAUUGUUCAAGAAAACUCACUACAAUAGCUAUUUAAGAUAUUUAGGAGAACUAGAAAAUAACGAUUUAUGAACUUUUCCUUCUGUGGUGCAAUAUGUAGUGAGCGUGAAGGCGUCUUGUUCCUCAGUGUCAGUAUUUGUGUUUCAAUGCAAAUAUUCUUACAUAUCCGAGUACAUCUACCAACAGAUCAGGGAAUGAAAAGAGAAACAGGCAAGAUGGAUGAGAACACAACACAGUGGGGCCAUGCAGGAGACUUUCAGUAUACAGCAGGAUGCAUGAGUGUGUGUAUGUGUGUAUUCACCUGUGCUCUUACUGAACUCAUCACCGAGGUACCUCCUGACCUUCUGUCCUGCUUCAAUCCAAAGAUAUUCUGUUUUUAAAUGACAUGGUAAUUAUAUUCACUUUCACCAAAAUUCUGGUAUAUAAAUAGAACAUCUUCAAACAUUCUGAUCUGAUUAAAGAGGGGGAAAAAUAGAGUCUUGAACCGUGUUUAAAAAAGUGUUAUAGAUGUAAGAAAGUAUGUGUUAGGAACAAACAGGAGUUUAGGAAUAUUUCAUUUAGGAAUAGUGAAGUCAAUCAUACAUAAUGUGUAUAAAUAUAUAUAUAUAUAUAUAUAUAUAUAUUGUUAAAAAGUGUGACCAGUAGAGGGCAGGAAAAGCACAGUGUCUGAAUACAGUGACAGUUUAAUUAUGUUUUGCAGAGGACAGCUUUCUCUGAUGGGAAUUUUGAAGUAAUGUACAUUCAUAAUAUUACAAGGUAAAUUAAAAAGGCAGCGCAUUCAUAUCAGUGAAAUUUCUCAGCUAUCCAAGGUUUUGCUAUUUUUCAGUGAGUCUUUUUUUUUCCCCAGCAAAAUGAUAGAUCAUGCAUGUUCGAAGGCACUAAACUGUUUCAUUUUACUAUCACCUUCAUUUACAGGAAGUUCUGCCAGGAAGUACAGAACUCAAAGUAUCCAUUAAUGACGACAUUCAUGUAAAUACUAUUUCUUUUUAUUU